AUGAUAAGUAAUGCUGAAAUAUCUAUAGUAUUGUGUAAUCAAGGUCUCGAAGCAAUUGAUAUUGAACGUUUUGGACGAUCAAUUAUAAUUAUAUGUAAAAUAUCAACUAAUGGUAGCAGUUAUAAUUUAAUCAAAAAUGAAUAUGAAAAAAAAGAAAUUCAAGCACAAUUAAAAUUUGCUGUAUUAGUACGUAAUGCAAAACCAGAUGCUGAUAAUCUUCAAGGACAACUUGAAUGGACUGAAAUGUUUAAUCUUGAAAAAACAUUAGCUGAGACUGAACAAAAACUUCUUAAUAAUCGAUAUACUGUUGAAGAAUAUAUGAAAAAACGUGAUGCAUCAAUUAAAGAUAUUAAAAAUGAAAAGACUAAACGUGAUGAAUUACUUCGUAAAGCACAAGAAGUUACAAAUAAUAUAAUUGAAGACAAGCGUAUUCACGAUGAUCUUGAACGACGAAUGAAAUUAAUUAAUAAAGAACGAAGAGAUUUAUUAAAUGAAAAAAAACUUCAAAAUAUUAUUGAUGAAAUGCGUCGCAAAGCAACAGGUAAUAACGAUUAUGACAGAGUUCGUCAACGUAUGGAAGAAUUACAAAUUUCAAUUGCUGAACAACGACAAAUAUUGUCAACGAAAGAAAAUGAAUAA
Molecule: messenger RNA, 639 nt
Organism: Adineta steineri
Lineage: Eukaryota; Metazoa; Rotifera; Eurotatoria; Adinetida; Adinetidae
Source: the annotation of a GenBank genome assembly